ACACCGGAGAGGGGGAGCCACGGAGCCAGGCAGCCAGCCGCGCCGCCGCGUACCGCCGCUGCGCCUGCCCCAGCCCGGCCCGGCCCCGCGGCGGGCGCGAUGAGCCCGAGCCCCAGCCGGCCUGCCGGGGAGUGAGCGCGGGGCGCGAGGGCGCGUUGCGCAGCUGCUCCUGCGCACAACCCCGCCGCGGCCGCCGGCCCGCACCGGCCGUGAGUGUGAGAGGCGCCUCCGGGGCACCGGCGCCGAGCGGAGCAGGAAGCGCAGGCCACGCAGGGACCCAACUGAAACAAAGUGUCGGCCGCCAGGCGGCGGCGCCUCGCCCCAACCCUGCCCCUCCCGCCUGCCCGCAACUCCACUGCCCACCAUGGCUUCCGAGGAGCUGUACGAGGUAGAAAGCAUUGUUGACAAAAGGAAAAACAAAAAAGGGAAGACAGAAUAUUUGGUUCGGUGGAAAGGAUACGACAGUGAGGAUGACACUUGGGAACCAGAACAGCAUCUUGUGAACUGUGAGGAAUACAUUCAUGAUUUUAACAGACGCCACACUGAAAAGCAGAAAGAAAGCACAUUAACCAGAACAAAUAGAACCUCUCCAAACAAUGCCAGGAAACAGAUUUCCAGAUCCACCAACAGCAACUUUUCUAAGACCACUCCCAAAUCACUAGUGAUUGGCAAAGACACUGAGUCCAAAAACAGUCAGUUAUUUGCUGCCAGCCAGAAGUUCAGGAAAAACACAACUCCAUCUCUCUCGAACCGAAAGAAUAUGGACUUAGCAAAAUCAGGUAUAAAGAUACUUGUGCCUAAGAGUCCCAUUAAGAGCAGGACCACAGUGGAUGGCUUUCAGAGUGAGAGCCCUGAGAAGCUGGACCCCAUUGAGCAGGGUCAAGAGGACACCGUGGCACCAGAAGUGGCAGCUGAAAAGCCAGUCGGAGCUUUAUUGGGCCCUGGUGCAGAGCGAGCUAGAAUGGGGAGCAGGCCCCGAAUACACCCACUAGUGCCUCAGGUGUCUGGCUCCGUGACUGCAGCCAUGGCCACGGGAUUGGCUGUUAAUGGAAAAGGUACAUCUCCGUUUAUGGACGCAUUAACAGCUAAUGGAACAACCAACAUACAGACAUCUGUUACAGGAGUGACAGCCGGGAAAAGGAAAUUUCUUGACGACAGAAGAGACCAGCCUUUUGACAAGCGGUUGCGUUUCAGUGUGAGGCAAACAGAAAGUGCCUACAGAUACAGAGAUAUUGUCGUCAGGAAGCAGGAUGGCUUCACCCACAUCUUGUUAUCAACAAAAUCAUCAGAGAAUAACUCACUAAAUCCAGAGGUAAUGAAAGAAGUCCAGAGCGCACUGAGCACGGCUGCUGCCGACGACAGCAAGCUCGUGCUGCUCAGCGCGGUGGGCAGCGUCUUCUGCUGCGGUCUCGACUUUCUUUAUUUCAUACGGCGCUUAACAGAUGACAGAAAAAGAGAAAGCACUAAAAUGGCUGAAGCUAUCAGAAACUUCGUGAAUACUUUCAUUCAGUUUAAGAAGCCUAUUAUUGUAGCAGUAAAUGGCCCUGCCAUUGGACUAGGAGCAUCCAUAUUGCCUCUUUGUGAUGUGGUUUGGGCCAAUGAAAAGGCUUGGUUUCAAACACCCUAUACUACCUUCGGACAGAGUCCAGAUGGCUGUUCCACCGUUAUGUUUCCCAAGAUUAUGGGAGGAGCAUCUGUGCUGGAGGAAUCCAAAGCCCUUGUACGCUGCAACAUGAAGACAGAGUUGGAGCAGGCCAAUGAGAGGGAGUGUGAAGUGCUGAAGAAGAUCUGGGGCUCCGCCCAAGGGAUGGACUCCAUGCUGAAAUACUUGCAGAGGAAGAUCGAUGAGUUUUGAUUGGCAGGCUGCCUGCUGAUGACACUGGAAUUGAAGAGCAGGACAUCUGUGGCUCCAAGGUGCCUGAAUCCAUCCUCACAGCCUGAAACAUGUUCACUCUUAGCUCACGCUUGGAAGCAGGACUUGAAACAUCCAAGCUAUUUAUUAUCAAGGAGUUUUUAAGUACUGUAACUUUAAAAUAAAUAAUUACAAAGCUCCUUUGUCCAAACAUCAUUAUUUUAUACUUAAUAUUCAGACAAGUAUGAGAGUGUAAUGGUGAGCACUAGACUGCUCGUUGCAGCUCUAAUUUCUGCUAUCUUUGGCUUGUACUGUAUAAAGAAGAAAGUGUGUUUUGCUGGUUUGGGGUUGCAGGGAAAGUCUGGAUAAUGUUUGUUUUCUUUAUUUUUUCCUUCUAGAACAGACUCUAAAGAGGCACUAGAAAGCCUCAUCUCCCCUGCCCCAAAUAGAGAUAUAGAAGGAUCUGAGAUGUGCUUUUUUCUCCAAGAAGGCACAGAUAACUCAGAUGAAAAGUCCAAAUCAAAAGUAAGACUUACCUUUUAGGAUAUUUCUGAUGAACAAUCCACUGAUGAACGUGCCCCCACACUAAAGUACACUUAGGAUUUAUGCUGAAAAAAAAAUCAGUUGCUUUUUCCUUCUCUUUUAAUAUAUCUGGUUCUCACCCAGUUAACAUGGAGAAACCACUGUCUCUGGAAGGAAGCUUGUUUUGCAGUCCUAGUGACUCACUGAACAGCCUAAGUAUGGUAUCUAAGCUAUUAGUUAGCCUUAGUGGGGUUUAAAUAGUGUCUUUGACCCUUUUGAAAAAAAUAACUGCAAUGCUUCUUGUUGCUGGGUGAGAAAUGCUACUUUAUAUACAAUUUUGGUUUUCUAUGUGCAGAUAUGAUUGCUGUAUUACACCAAAAAAAAGUAUUUUUAUGUUUAUAAACUGUAUUUUUUAGUUUCACUUAGAAUAUAUUUUAUUUAAUAAGUUAAAAUUCUUUUGGCACACUAUUAAAUGCAGAAACUCCUUUUUAAGAAAAAGAACUACCUUAUAUUCGAUGUUUAAUGUUCUUGGUCUCCGGGUUCAUGUCUACACAAUACACUGAGUACAGUGUGGUGUCCAAGAGUGCCCUACGUAAACAGACAUGCGCACUGCUCUCAGGAGUGGGGCCGAUUCCUGAUUACAGAGGCCUGCCAUUAGGCAGGCUUCUGCGCUUGCAAUCAUAUUGAAUGUAUGAAGAGUGAAAUAAAAUCAAAACCUUAUUUUUGUACAGUUUUAAAUUUUAUACUAGAACUGACCGCCUCCUGGCUGCGUGGAGAGCUGUACAGUGUAUAAACCUGCCUUUACCUGGGAUUGGUUGGUGCAGUAUUUUUGCAUCUGUGGGACCUACUUUUUUGUUCAGUAGUUUGAAAUAUAUAUAAACUGUACAAUCUGUAAAGUUUUUAUAGAAUAAAUAUUCAGCUGUGAAAACUGGUUAAAUAAAACUAAUAUUUCUUAACACA
Messenger RNA from Myotis myotis, 3334 nucleotides. RefSeq names its product chromodomain Y like (gene CDYL). Bases 365 to 1855 code for a protein of 496 amino acids. The transcript has 6 exons. Gene Ontology annotation, molecular function: transcription corepressor activity. Gene Ontology annotation, cellular component: nucleus. Lineage: Eukaryota; Metazoa; Chordata; Mammalia; Chiroptera; Vespertilionidae. The record is from RefSeq and is a predicted model, not a curated record.